This is a messenger RNA of Striga hermonthica, 327 nucleotides long. The record is from the annotation of a GenBank genome assembly. Lineage: Eukaryota; Viridiplantae; Streptophyta; Magnoliopsida; Lamiales; Orobanchaceae.
AUGGAAGCAUCCCAAGUAAAGGUGUACGGCAAUUGGGCUAGCGCCUAUGUGUACAGAGUGACAUGGGCACUCAAGAUGAAGAACAUAGAGUACGAGUACAUAGAAGAGGACCUGUCCAAUAAGAGCCCGUCCCUUUUGGAGUAUAACCCGGUUCACAAGAAGGUGCCGGUCCUCGUCCACGGCGGGCGGCCGGUGGCCGAGUCGGACGUGAUACUCGAGUACAUUGAGGAGGCGUGGCCCGAUCGUGGGCCCGCUUUACUUCCGGCGGAUCCUUACGAGAGGGCCACCGCGCGAUUUUGGAUCGAUUUUGGCCGACAAAAGGUAUAA